UAUAUUUAAAAAAAGAAAAAGAAUAACAAUCUUUAAUUUCCCCCUCAUUAUUAAACCUCUCUCAAAAUUUCCCUUUUUCUUUGUUCUAACAAGAACCAGCUUCAAUUUCCCAGCUUCCAUGGCUUCCCUUUCUUGAAUCCCAAAAUUACCCAUGUCAUUUAACUGAAUUCCUUAUUCUUGGUGCCUUUUAUUUUCCCCAAAAGAUCAAAACUUUCCCUUUAAUUUGGGAAUUCUUUGAAAAAAAGAAGAAAUAUUGCUGUGUUUGAAUGAUCAUGGGACUCACAGGUGAUUCAAAGGGCCAAUUGCUGUGUCAACUAGCUGAGUUGGUGAAGGAGAUAUCUGGUUUACCAGAGUGUAGAAACUCGUGUAAAAAAAUGCAUGGGACUUUGGUUCGUAGAAUCAAGUUGUUGAGCCCUUUGUUUGAAGAAUUGAGAGACGGAAAUGAGGACUCGAUGGUCAAAAUUGAAGAGAUUAAAGGGUUUGAGCUACUGAAAUCUGCUUUGGAUUCUACUAAAAAGCUUCUUCAAUCGAUUAAUGAAGGAAGCAAGUUGUAUCAGGCCCUGCAAAAGGAUCAGGUAGCGUAUAAGUUCCAGCAAAUGACGGAAACCAUUGAAGCAGCUUUGAGCGAAAUCCCUUAUGAUAAACUUGAUAUAUCGGAAGAAGUCCGGGAACAGAUUGAACUUGUUCAUGCACAAUUCAGAAGAGCAAAAGGAAGACCGGAGUCACCAGAUUUACAACUAGAACAUGAUUUAGCGAUAGUGCAGAAAGAAAAAGAUCCUGACCCUGCAAUUCUCAAAAGGCUUUCAGAUAAGUUGCAGCUAAGGACAAUCAAUGAUCUAACGAAAGAGUCUGUUGCUCUCCACGAACUGGUUAUUGCAAGUGGUGAAGAUCCGGGAGAGCGCAUUGAGGAGAUGGCAUCACUGCUCAAGAAGCUUAAAGAUUUUGUCCUCACUGAAAAUCCUGAAGCUGACACCUCUGAGGGUGAAAAGGGCUUGAUGAAACACAGGUCACCUGUUAUCCCAGAUGAUUUCCGGUGUCCAAUAUCUCUCGAGUUGAUGAAAGACCCUGUAAUUGUCUCCACUGGACAGACAUAUGAAAGAUCCUGUAUUCAGAAAUGGUUGGAUGCUGGGCACAAGACGUGUCCGAAAACACAGCAGACACUAUUGCACACUGCCCUUACGCCAAACUAUGUCCUAAAAAGUCUCAUAGCUUUGUGGUGCGAGAGCAAUGGUGUUGAACUGCCUAAGAAACAGGGGACUUGUAGAAGCAGAAAAGCAGGUAGCAGUGCUUCGGACUGUGAUCGUACUGCUAUCAUCACUUUGUUGGAAAAACUGGCAAAUGGAAAUUCAGAACAACAAAGAGCAGCUGCUGGUGAACUCCGGCUAUUGGCAAAAAGAAAUGCGGAUAAUAGGGUGUGUAUUGCUGAGGCAGGAGCCAUACCACUUCUUGUCGAGUUAUUGUCUUCCACAGAUCCUCGAACCCAGGAGCAUGCUGUGACAGCUCUUCUCAACCUUUCCAUUAAUGACAGUAACAAGGGAACCAUCGUUAACGCAGGAGCUAUACCCGAUAUAGUUGAUGUGUUGAAAAAUGGCAGCAUGGAAGCUAGAGAAAAUGCUGCCGCUACCCUUUUCAGCUUAUCUGUUAUAGAUGAGAACAAGGUAGCGAUAGGUGCUGCUGGGGCUAUUCCUGCCCUUAUAAAGCUGCUUUGUGAAGGGUCUCCAAGAGGAAAGAAAGAUGCCGCUACUGCCAUUUUCAAUCUUUCGAUCUACCAAGGAAACAAGGCAAGGGCUGUUAGGGCUGGUAUUGUGCCACCAUUGAUGAGACUGUUGAAGGAUGCUGGAGGUGGGAUGGUGGAUGAAGCAUUGGCGAUUCUUGCCAUUCUUGCAAGCCAUCAUGAAGGGAGGGCGGCAAUCGGUCAGGCUGACCCGAUUCCUGUUUUACUAGAAGUCAUACGGACUGCUUCUCCACGUAACCGGGAGAAUGCCGCCGCCAUACUCUGGUCACUUUGCACCAGUAACUUAGAACAAUUAAAAAUAGCCAAGGAUUUCGGUGCAGAGGAGGCAUUAAAGGACCUGUCUGAAACUGGCACCGACAGGGCAAAAAGAAAAGCUGGAAGUAUCUUGGAACUCCUCCAACAACUUGAAGUGAAGGAAGACGCGGUUUCUUUAAGUUCUUUAUGAGAUUCAUGCUAAUAUAAUUUGGUGUUUCAAACAGGUCGUGCAUGAUUGAUAUACGAGGGGUUUAUAUAACCAGACAUCAGAAUGUUUGAAAAGGGCAGUGAACGUCUCUUGAUCAGCCUUGGCAUUGGGAGGACUUGCAGGGAAUCACCAUAUUCAAACAAAGGGGUAUAUUAAAAUAUAUGAAGCUUGAUGAAGUUUAGAGGUUUUCAUGUGUAAACUUGCAUUAGCAUGAAGUACAAGGUUAUCCACUAUUAUGUUCCUUUUUUUUGGUAAAAUAAUGAUUUGUUCUAAGAGAUGCAGAUAUUUACUUGGAAUCUUUGAAUUGCUUGAGAUGCAAUUUAGCAAAA
This is a messenger RNA of Gossypium arboreum, 2527 nucleotides long. Its product is annotated as U-box domain-containing protein 14. Lineage: Eukaryota; Viridiplantae; Streptophyta; Magnoliopsida; Malvales; Malvaceae. Gene Ontology annotation, biological process: cell surface receptor signaling pathway; protein ubiquitination. The record is from RefSeq and is a predicted model, not a curated record. The transcript is spliced from 4 exons. Gene Ontology annotation, cellular component: cytoplasm; nucleus. Gene Ontology annotation, molecular function: protein binding; ubiquitin-protein transferase activity. The coding region runs from base 267 to 2180 and encodes 637 amino acids.